Peromyscus maniculatus bairdii (prairie deer mouse) is the source of this 781-nucleotide messenger RNA. The record is from RefSeq and is a predicted model, not a curated record. Lineage: Eukaryota; Metazoa; Chordata; Mammalia; Rodentia; Cricetidae.
GUCACACUGAUUUUCUCUUGCCCCAGUGUGUGGACACUACCACACGCCCUCCACACCAGCGACGGCUCUUGCGUGUAUUUUCCAGUGUUUCUUCUGUCAGAGAGUCCGACAGAGCCAUAGUUCCUCCAGUGCUGGCCCGGAGCUGAGGGACGAGCGCCCAGCAGACAUGGUGAAAAUGACCAAGUCCAAGACUUUCCAAGCUUACCUGCCACACUGUCACAGGACGUACAGCUGUAUCCACUGCAGAGCCCAUCUGGCCAACCACGAUGAGCUCAUCUCCAAGUCCUUUCAGGGGAGUCAGGGACGAGCCUACCUCUUCAACUCGGUGGUGAAUGUGGGCUGCGGCCCCGCUGAGGAGAGAGUCCUUCUAACCGGGCUGCAUGCAGUGGCCGACAUCUACUGUGAGAACUGCAAGACGACACUCGGGUGGAAAUACGAGCAUGCCUUUGAGAGCAGUCAGAAGUACAAAGAAGGAAAAUUUAUUAUUGAACUUGCCCACAUGAUCAAAGACAAUGGCUGGGAGUAAAGUGAAAUGCUCCGCUCCUGUCUGAAUACUGAUCUGUGAAAGCUGAGUGUGAUGAAGACCUGGCUUCCGGGACAGCACUGCUUGAACUUUGACCUCACAGGCCCAGGCCGGCCCAGUUCAACACUUGAAGGCCUCUCUCUAGGCUGUUCACUUGGGUAAGGUGCCCCCAAAUGAGCCCCCUUCGUGGACACUGUUGUUUCUGGAAGUUUGCAUUCUUUUCCUAACUUCUUACGUUCUAGAGAAAGAAUUAACCAA